AUGGGGGGCUUACUCAUUUUUUGUAUUGUUGUCUGUAUAUUAUUUUUAUUUGUGUCUCGGAUUCUUCCUAUAAUAAUUUCUUGGCACUUCGAACAGAAAUAUGCAGUAUCCCUUAAAAUAGGAAGAAUAGGUCUACCUUACUUGAAACUUUGUGAUAUACACUUUUCCAAAAAUGGAUUUAGUAUUCAUGUAGACGAAGUUGGCAUCAAAAGCAGUUUUUUGAAUUCUGAACUGACGAAACUUGUCACCCUGGUGGUGAAAGAUGUUCGAAUUAACAAAGACCUGAGUACGAGCAAGAUUGUUGAGCAAUUCGAAAAUCCUUCCGAAUGUAACAAAGUCAUAGACUUCAGGGAAAAAAAGGUUCCAUAUUUCAUUACAAGCUUUGCACAAUUCAUGGCUGUGCAUGUUUACAACAUAUCUGCGAUGUUUCUGAGAGCAGAGACACCUGGUUAUCUGAUCCAUUCUACAGCAUCCGAGCUGCAUUUGGAUGGGAGUAUUCUGAAGAAUGCAAAAUCACUGUUAGCAACUAUUAAUUUGAUGGACGCUGAAACAAAAGUGUUGAGGCAUGCUGAAGGGCAGGUCAAAGAAACUAAAUUAGCUGAAUUCAGUUUUGGUAUAUCUAUGGAAACGAUACUUGUCGUUCAAGGUCCAUUAUCUAUUGAGAAACUUGACAUAACAAUGUCCCACACUAGUGCUGUUAUAAAUGGAGGCUUCUAUAAUUUAGCACAACGUUCAAAAAAUAUAGAAACGAACUAUGAAUCUAGAUCAAUAAUUAUUGACAAAGAAGAUGAUGACAUUCUCCUCAGAAUUGAGCCUAUAAUCCCCAAGAUCUGUUCUCUGCAUAUCGAUGAUACAUCGUUGACAGGAGUGAAAGAUAAUAGUCAAAUAGAAUACUACUCAUCUUUGACAGCAGUGGCUUUGAACUACAGAACAAUACAUGCUGAUGACAAGAGUGAUACAACAUUACUUUUCAAUUUCUUCAUAAAUAAUUUGAUACUGCAGAACAGUCGAGAAAAGUUGUUGGUAUUGAAGUAUUUCAAUGUAGAUGCCAAGAUGAGACAACUAGUACUGAAUAUAUUUCUCCAACAAAACUGUUUACUUGUUACCUACGACCACGUUCUGAUUCACAAAUGGGUGUGUACUAACUUUCCAAAGAAUCAAAAAGUAACACCACUUAAACUAGGAAUUCAUCGUCAGAAUGCAGAUAGCCGCAAUAAUUUGAAAUUGGUCAAGAUUGAGAAGUCUGCAUUGGAGAAAAUGAUGGAGAAAUGUUGUAUAAAUUUUUGUGCUGAAUUUAAUCAAGUGUCGGCUAUUAUCAGAUUGAAAGAUAGGAAUUCUUCAAUAGGAUUCAAGAAAAUUCGGUUAAUGUUGGACCAAUCACAAGAUACAAGAGAUUCCACAUUCAAAGCUUACCUACCAAAUCUUCUAUUGAGCAAUAGACACUGGACCGUAGAUUUCAUGGUCGAGUCAGUAUGGUGGUCCUUCAAAGAAUGGAGUCAAGACACCAAUGUUUCCAAGUUAAUGCAUAUUUGGGGCACCCCACUAUAUGUCGGUAUGGGAAUCGCCAAAUUCAGUUCUACGCAAGUUGAAGAACUGAGAUUUGAAUGUGUUCUCGAUGUGGUCCAGUUGGAGUGGUCGCUAGAAUUGGCCGAUUAUGUUUUGUUAGCGCUAAGAUGUUUCAAUCAGUAUGGAAAAAUCCAGUUGACAAGGCCAUCGCAAUCUAAGGAAUUAGAAAUAGACCGUCCUGGAAUACUGUCUAUACAUUUUGUUAUUUCUCACUUCAAUACAUUUUUGCAGUCACAAAAUGGAGAAUAUUUUGUAUCUCGUUUAAAUACGGUGAGCUUAGACAAAAAUCAAAAUACGACAGAUGUUAAAUUCGAAGAGUUCAAGACUUUCAGUUUGACCAAUACUGGAGAUUAUUAUACCUGUAUCCGAACUGAAGACAUUUCGAAUUAUAAGGCGUUCAUCAAGACAGCGCAUCUCGAGAUGACUGACAACAAGGAAAGAUUGAAUGACAUUUCUCUCACUCUGCUAGACACAAUCGUUAUGUACUGGUCGACUAAUUUACAUAUGAAAUAUCUGCUAUUGGCUAGAGACAUUGCUGAUUUUCUAGGGGGAGUGAAAAGUGAAUUGGGGAUCGAGAUCAAAGAGGUUGCCAAGAAGAAAGGUGUCAGGAAUUUGAAUGUAUAUGGGAAAUUUGAGUUCCAUAUCGAUAUUAGUCAAAACCAUAACGCAAAAAUAGUUUUAGAUGAAUUGAUUAUAACCAAAAAGACAGAAGAUAUCAAAGAACCUCCAGACAUUUCUCUAAAUACUUCUGUGAACAUCCAAAUAGAUGGCGAUGAUAUUUUUACCAUAAAAGGAAUAGAUUUACAGAGAAUAAAAUCACAUCCCUUUAUACAAGCAGAGAGAUUGGAUACAGAUAAUUUUGUAUUGCCUUUCAACAAAACUUGGGGUGUCUCUAUCGAUCUUUUCAAGGCUGUAUUUCCCUAUGAGCACAAUUUUGACGAAGCAAUCAAGAAUCAGCUCUUAUCUGUUAUCAAAUGGCUGAAGAUAGUCCAUAACUUGAAGAAAGACAGAACUCAAGAUGGGCCGUUGCCCAGUGAUGUACUGAUCAAUGUGAAAGAAUUUUUAUUUGAAAUGGGUGAUGAUCCGUUCGAGGUCAAACUAAGAGAUAACUUUGAACUACUAGAAGACGAAUACAAUGAGAGCUUGAAGAGGCAAAAAAUGCUUAAGGAAAAGAUUGGCGGUUUACUGAAAACACAUCUCCACAUGCCAGCUGGAAAAGUCGAAGAAUUGUAUGCCACACUGAAGAAAAGAAAUGCAGAAAUAUAUGUUCAAAGAUCUAAGCUGAUGUACAAGGCAGCACCACCUCGCACAAGACUGUUUGCUUGGAAUAUGACCAACGUUGAAAUACUGAUUUUGGCAGAUCCAAGUAUACAUGGCGCUGAAAACGUCAUAAGGACUAUGAGAGAAAUUGAUCAUCACACACCGUGGCCCGAAGAACCCAUGGAAUUCUCCACGUUGUGGUGUAGAGUCGUAUCUUUCAGGUGCGCGGAAUGGAAGUUCCAGCUGAGAGAUUUUCCACAGCCGCUGAUGAAAAUCAGGCAAUGUUACAUUUGCGGUCAAUUGGUUGGAGCUGAACAAGUGUCCCCCAAAAGAGCCAUCCGCACCGUGGAGGUUCAUCUUGGUGAACCGUUCGAGCCCUUCUUAGUGGAAAGAGGAAUGUUGCCGCUCAAAUAUUACCACGAUUUCAAUUGCGAAAUUGAAUCAUUCAGUUACGCUUUUGGACCUUGUUGGGAACCGGUAAUUGCCCAGUGCAAUUUAAAUUUCAACCAGAUCUCUGCUGCUUCGCGAGAUCCCUCCCCACCAUUGUCGUUGUGGGAUAAAAUGAGACUUCUGCUCCAUGGCAGACUCACCAUGGUAGUUCAGCAACUGUCAGUUCUUCUCCACGCAUCAUUGGAUCCAUAUAAUACCACAGAAGAAAUGGCACUUACCUGGGAAAAAGUUAUUAUGGACUGGACCAAUGCAAAGUUUGUCUAUAAAGGUGACCUGAACAUAUUUGUGAGAACAGCUUCGAAAUACGAUGAUGUCCAGCUGUUGAAAAUGCCAAAUGUGAAACUUGUACUCGGCAUUCAGUGGGUUUGUCUGGGCAAUCCGAACGACCAUCAUAGCGUUGUGCAAUGUGCUCCAGAUAAAGUUCCAGAAUAUUCUAGUAAUCAGGUGCACGAUUCGUUCAGGGCAUUCCGUUCACAAAACGUCAAUUUGAACAUAACCCUCGAAACACGCCCGGUGGCACAAGAGCCGAACAGCUGUCCCAUCCUGCUUCUCUACGGAAGCACUUUGCGCUGGAUCGAAAGUUUGAAUCUUAUCUUGUCUGGCGUGACGAGACCGACGAAGAGGGGACUCAUUUUCAACAAUUUGAGACCCAGAAAGACACAACUCAGCAAGCAUUAUAAAAGGGUUCAUUUAUUGAUUGGUCUGCACAAAUUCCAAGUUUGUUACUGGAUGUCUUUCUCGAUGCAAAGGGGUUGUGAACUUUUUGGUGGGAGAUUAUCUUCUAGUUCAGAACACACGCUGUCGCUUGUACCGAUCGACGACGGCCUCAAGCACCGUCCCAAGGCCUUAUGGUCGGUGGUGUACAUGAACUCGGAGCUGAGCGACUUCGAGAUGUGGCUGAAAAGCGCGCUGCAGGAGGAGCAGGAGGUGGAGGGGCCUUCGCUGAGGCAACCGGUCGAGAAGUGCUACUGCCUGUCCGUGGCCAAGGUGUCCUACGGACGGGAAACGGUGCUGCCGAGCCACGAGAGGGACAAAGAGGUGCCCACGCAUCGGCUGGUGGUGUACGACUUGAGGGGGGCGUGGACGAAGAGCAACAGGAAUGUGGCGUUCGCGCUCUUCGAUACGUUCAUGAAGACCACGAGACUGAAGAAGAAUUUAUCAACAGAGGCUUUGAAAGGAUUUCGUAAAGAUAACAAUUCAACGCCAUUGAAGAGAAGAAAUACUGACCCAGCUAGCACUACUCCAAAUGCUGCAAUCCAGACCAUUCAAGCAAAUGCGGUCCAAGACACACCUUCUCCAAUCAGCAAAAUUCAGUCGGGUCAUGCAGCUACCAUGCUCCAACAGUUGAUAGCCGAGGCAGAAAACAACUCUAUUGUAUAUAGUGAUGACCUCUCGGCCAUCUCCAGACAACAGCACCUACAAGGGGUCAAGGCUUGUCAGGAGGAUGACAUUUUACAUAAAAAUUGGCAGAUUGCUCUAGUGAAUGCUCAAGUAUUACUGAAAGGCUGUGAAACUAAGGGAUAUGUGAUAUUGAGUUCGGCAAAGGCAGAAAUAGUCCAAAGAAUACAUAAGCCAGCCUGGAAAGAUAGGACAUUGGUGACGAAAACUACUUGGGUUGGAACUUUGGAGUGCAUGCAGUAUUAUGCAACUGUGAAUGCUGGAGAAAAUGAUUCAUCAGAUGAAAAUAUUAUGUGGCUUACUGUCAACAACAUACAGGAGAAAGAAUGUGAAGAGAUUUCGGAGCCAUCAGAAGUUCCUAAUAUGGUAGGAAGUGGUGUAUCAGUUGGUGCAGUUGUUAGCGAUACUGUUGGACCCAGUGAUUCCAGACAGCUACAACGAAUCGUGUCACGGUGCAAAUGUGAAUUCUUCUACGCUGAUUAUGGUGACAUAAGUGUCGAUCCAGAAGGUAUUGCUGAAAUACCGCCACCGCCACAAGAAGAAGUGGGACCCUGGGAAAGCCGAGAGACCGCUGUGGAUGCUUUCACUCUUAUGCACCACGACCUCGAUGUCUGUACUAAUUCAUUACAAUAUGCCAUGUUACUCGACAUCGUAAACAACCUUCUACUCUACGUCGAACCUCAUAGGAAGGAAGCGCUCGAAAAACUAGCGCGCAUGCGAUUCAAGCUGCAACUGCAUAGCGUCAAAGAUCAAAGAAAACCCAUACAAUAUCAACAAACCCUCGUGCGGGGCACUCAGAACAAGUUGAGGAGGUUGGAGAAGGAAACGUAUUUAGUGAACAAAGCAUUAGAGGAAACUCCAGACGACAUUGAACUCAGACAGGAUUCUGAGAAGUUGGAAAGACUGAUGUUCGACUGUAAAAAUCAACUCAACGCUCAGAGCGAAGAGCUCGACAUGAUGCUCUCUUGCUAUAAGGAAACACAAUUGCUAGCGAACGCCCGACUAGCUACUACGAGAAGCGACAAACCUCUCACUAUAGUGAGAGCCAACGAGAUUUGUUUCAAGCAUGCCCAGUGGAGAUUAACGGAAGCAGACGGGCAAAUCGGAAUAGCAGAUUUGGUACUCAGCAACUUCCUGUAUACCAAAAAUUCGAAGAGUGACGAUUCAGUGGAGCAUCUACUUGAACUAGGUUAUUUGCGAAUGACGAAUCUAUUACCCAAUCAGAUAUACAAGGAAGUCAUAUGUCCUACUGAGAUACUCUUUGACAUGCCAAUAGAACACAAGAAAGUUCUGAGGAUAUUCUGUCGUGAAAAACCACCGGUCGGUGGCAUCUCGGUGAAGGAGAUUUUUGAAAUAAAUUUGGUACCACUCACCAUUGGUCUGACGAAAAAAUUCUACGGAACAAUGAUGAAAUUCUGUUUUCCCGAAAGAGAAAGCGAAAAUAUCGAAUAUAACGAUCGCGCUAGUGAAGAUGGCGAUUCAGAACAGAAGGGCAAGAAAAACAAAUCGAAACGCAACAGAGAUUCCAAUUUUUAUGUCCACAUUGAUGACGUUGAGAAAAUGAAGGAAAGAGCUGAACAGAAUAAAUUGUUUGUCUACAUCAAAAUACCUGAAGUUCCAGUUAAAGUUAGUUACAAAGGUAACAAAGAGAAGAAUCUUGAAGACCUGAGAGAAUACUCUCUGAUCAUACCAACUUUAGAAUAUCACAAUAUGACAUGGACUUGGCUAGAUUUGUUGAUGGCCAUCAGGAAUGAUAGUAAAAGAGUGAUACUGUCACAGGCCAUCAAACAAAAACUUAAAAUAAAGAGAAACACAGAUGCUUCAGAUGAAAGUUCUGCACCUCAAGAAGAAGAUAAGGCUAGGAUGUUAUUUGGCGCAAGACAUGCACCAGAAAAUAGGAGUAUUAGGAAAGGAGUAUCAGGAGUAUUUCGGUUAAAUAAAUGA
This is a messenger RNA of Phaedon cochleariae (mustard beetle), 6618 nucleotides long. The record is from the annotation of a GenBank genome assembly. Lineage: Eukaryota; Metazoa; Arthropoda; Insecta; Coleoptera; Chrysomelidae.